AUGCUCUUGGACAAAGUACUCAUUACGUCCCUAUUGGGACUUGCAGCAAGCUCAGCAGCUACCAUUGUAGCCACCGAUGAAGUCCCUCUGAUCGGCCCAGUCUUUAUUUCCAAUUUCGAUCCAUCAAAUUCGACCGCUAUACAUAAUGCAAGAACGAAGUUACCUCGCCUUAUGGAAAGCCUCUUCUCCGAGGGAACCCUCAAUCGCACAGACCUCGCCUUUUCUAUCGACGUGUUUUCGGCAGCAACAAACAAAUCUAUCUAUAGUUAUUCACACAUUGGAAAGGAUGCGAAUCGGACGUUGACUGCUGGAGUUCUCAACGAUAAGACGAUAGCGCGGAUCGGAAGUGUCACCAAGCUAUUCACAGCUUAUGCCAUCAUCGCCAAGGGUGGCAUGGAAGUCUUCGCCCAGCCGGUGACACAUUUCCUUCCGGAACUUGCUGGCAAUUCCUCCGAUGAUCCAUUGCUGAGGCUCGAUUGGAAAGAUAUCACUGUGGGGGCUUUGUUGUCUCAGCAGGCUGGCACUGGAGGACCUGCCGAUUUUCUAAUGAAAUAUUUCGACCCCGCUGGCCAAUUAAACUUUACAAUUACAGAUUUCCUGAAUUUCAUGCGCGACGAUAAACGACCUGUGAUCUCCCCAUACCGUAAUGCCGUCUACUCUGAUGCUGGGUUUGCGAUUCUGGGUCAAGUUCUCGCUCGCCUGGCUGGUAAGAAGACAUACAGUGAAGCAAUUCGUGAGACUAUUUUCAAGCCAUUGGGGCUAGAUAGCACGUCGACAUCGGCCCCGAAAGGUACCGGGCUGAAUGCGAUCAAUCGAAAGCUAAUAGACACAAAUUCAUCAUGGGGUCUUGAUUUGGAAGUUGUGGCAUCAUCCGGCGGUAUCUACGCGAAUGGUGCAGACCUUCGGACGGCAGGUCUAUCCAUUCUCAACUCCGAGCUCCUCUCCCCCACCAAUACCUCCGAGUGGAUGAAACCUCGUAGUGGCACGGGCUCUCUAGUUGAACUUGUCGGUGCACCUUGGGAGAUAUCUCGCCUAGAGAUCCCCGUUUCCCCAGGCUCGAACCGCACCCGAAUCUCAGAUCUAUAUACCAAGGCUGGUGGUAACGGAGACUAUACCACCAUCUUCGCCCUAUCCCCAGACCACGGGAUUGGCUAUUCAAUUCUCAUCGCUGGGCUUACGGCCUCGGUUGCCCGCUGGCCUCUUCGUGAUACCGUUGGCGAAACAUUCAUCCCCGCUGCCGAACACGCAACCUGGGAGAAUGCCCGGCGCAACCUUGCGGGCACCUUUGUUGAUAAGUCCGCGCCUGGUACCAACCUGACCUUGACCGUCGACAAGGGCCGGCCAGGUCUUGGACUAGGAGCUUUCUGGAUCAAGGGAGUGAACGGCCGUGACAACGAUCAUUGGCGUAUCUACCCCACUGGUCUUAACUCCAUCUCGCGAUCUUUGUCAUCUCUCUACUUGAGCAAGGGUAAGAUGCGUGUGGCACACCGUAUGGUAGAGCCGGCACCUCCAAUGCAGCCCCGUGCUGCUGUGGAAGGAGGCAAGGGAGGAUUAUUCGAUAACUCGUUCACGUGGAUGGACAUCGAUUUCCAGGGUCCUGUUGAUGAGCUUAUUUUUGAUCUUGUUGACGGACGACUGGUUAGUGUAGAACUUCCGGCGGCUGGUUUGGUCCUUGAUCGGCUUAAAUAG
Penicillium brasilianum is the source of this 1689-nucleotide messenger RNA. The record is from the annotation of a GenBank genome assembly. Lineage: Eukaryota; Fungi; Ascomycota; Eurotiomycetes; Eurotiales; Aspergillaceae.